Messenger RNA from Sphenostylis stenocarpa, 867 nucleotides. Lineage: Eukaryota; Viridiplantae; Streptophyta; Magnoliopsida; Fabales; Fabaceae. The record is from the annotation of a GenBank genome assembly.
AUGCCUGCUACAGCAGGAAGGGUUCGCAUGCCUGCGAACAAUAGGGUUCACAGCAGUGCAGCUCUUCAAACCCAUGGCAUAUGGCAAAGUGCCAUUGGCUAUGACCCUUAUGCACCAAACAAGGAAGACAAGAAGGAUUCUACGCAAAAUCUGCCAAAUGCAGAACCUGAUGCUGAGAAUGCAUAUGCUAGCUUUCAGGGGCUUCUACAGCUUGCUAAGAUAACAAAUGCUGAUGUGGAUAUAUCCCGUGGGGCCUGCAAGAAGUGUGGUCGUGUUGGACAUCUCAAGUUUCAGUGCAAGAACUAUGUGAAAAUCAAGGAUGAAAAUGGAGAGAAGGAUCCUGAUGCAAUGCAGCCUGUGGGGUUGAUUGGAUUGGAUAAAAAAUUGAAGGCUGAGAAGGUGGAUAAGCGAAGUAAUGUUGAGAGCUCAGAAGAGGAGGAGGACAGUGAUAGUUCAGAUUCUGAGAUUGAUUCAGAGAUUGAGAGAAUUAUUGCUGAAAGGUCUGGGAAGAAAAUUAGUGGGAAGAGAUGUUCUUCCAGAACGAAGGGGGAAUCAGAUGAUGACGAAUCAGACAAAGAUUCUGACAAGAGGAGAAAGAGAGGUAGGUCAAAGAAAAGGAGUUCUAAGAGGAAAGUUAGUGAUUCAGAUGAUUCAGAGGAAGAGAGGAGGAGGAGGAGGAAGAGAAGGAGGGAACACCGGAGGAAGAGGGAGAAGUCUCCAGAUGAAGAUGACGAGUAUAGACGCAGGCGUCGGAGGGAGAAGUCUCCGGAUGAAGAUGACGAGUAUAGACGCAGGCGUAGGAAGGGUAGGCAUGUCAACAAAUCAGAAAAGAGAAGGAGCCGUCGUCACGAUGGGGAUGAUGAAUGA